Mobula hypostoma (lesser devil ray) is the source of this 1581-nucleotide messenger RNA. RefSeq names its product ferredoxin 2 (gene fdx2). NCBI's taxonomy places the organism in Eukaryota, Metazoa, Chordata, Chondrichthyes, Myliobatiformes, Myliobatidae. The transcript has 6 exons. The record is from RefSeq and is a predicted model, not a curated record. Gene Ontology annotation, molecular function: 2 iron, 2 sulfur cluster binding. Gene Ontology annotation, cellular component: mitochondrion. Bases 1 to 660 code for a protein of 219 amino acids. Gene Ontology annotation, biological process: P450-containing electron transport chain; positive regulation of oxidoreductase activity.
AUGGGACACUUUGCAAAUGGUGAAAUAAACCAAAAUUCCUUGCAAGGAAGUGCCAAGGGCGGAGCCGACGUGACGCGUCGAUCACGUGGUGGUACUGGCAUGGCGGCGGCCAUCGGGGUUCGGCGAUGUCUCAGAAUGGCCGUGAAGGCCGCCCGUUGGUGCGCGUCCCGGCGGCCGGAGUCGCGGUUCUGCUUGGCUCAGCACCAAGCCUUCCACCUCCGGCCGUGUGAGUUCAACGGAAAGGCGGACCAUACAGAUGUCUCUCAGUGUGAGGAUUCAAAUCAGAAACCUGAGAAUUCUGCCGAUGUAGUAAAUGUAACUUUCAUCGACCGAUCGGGGCAGAGAAUACCUGUGAGGGGGAAAGUAGGAGACAAUAUUCUCUACUUAGCGCAAAAUCACGGGAUUGAUCUGGAAGGUGCUUGUGAAGCUUCAUUGGCAUGUUCUACUUGCCACGUCUAUGUAGAUGAAGAGCAUUUCGACAAACUCCCUGAACCAGUUGAAAGGGAGGAAGACAUGCUGGACAUGGCACCUGUCCUACAGCUCAACUCCCGGCUGGGAUGUCAGAUCAUCCUCACCAAAGAACUGGAUGGCAUGGAGUUAACGCUGCCUAAAAUCACCAGGAACUUCUAUGUGGAUGGGCAUGUGCCAAAACCCCACUGAUGGGUGGGUGACCUAGGUACUCGGGUGCUGAAUGCCAGCUCAUCCCAGCAACGCUGCCAACGCACAACGUGAGAACGGGCGGUGCCACCACCACUACGCCAGAGUGAGUGGACAUCAGAAGCCAGUGGAAAACUUGGACUGGAGAGAAGGUAGAGGACAGGCUACCUCAGGGAGGGGUGCAUUCCUCUCGUUGGUCUCUGCUUCACCUUGUUGAUGUGCCUUUGCUCAAUGGAUGACGGGAUUUGAACGGAAUGGUACAUGCGGUCAUUUUUGUCUGUCUUUGCCAUGUGUUUUUCACUUUCUCUCUUCCCUCUUUUGUGUUUUUUUGGUCUGCCUAGUGUUCGUGUCCUCUGUAUUGAUCAUUCAGUUAAACAGCUGUGGAAUGCACAUCUUUUACCCCUAGUCACCUCAUUUAUAUUUUUUAUCUGUUGUAUUUUUGGAUGACUCCCAUGCGACGGUUGCAAUUUCCUGCUCUCAUUUCUACCUGUGGGACUAGUAAAACAAGUUAGCGCUGUGCAUUAAAAUAUUUUUGAACUAGUCAUAUUUUAGUAUGUUCCCCUAAUGUUUUAUCGAUACGGCUUUGUGAAUAACCCUUACAUUCGUGCACAUCUCUCUCUGUCAGCUAGUGCCUUGUCUCGGGCAGUUUGUGUAACCGGAACUGCACAAGUACAGACUCAUCUUGUCAGUGUUUGAUCAACACAGUCAGCGUCUAGACUACUGCAAUUCGAUAGACACGUCGAUUACUUUAAAUAUCUGCUGCAGUAACUCAAUGCAAUGUUGUGAUUUUGUUCCUGUUACUCUGAGUUGUAUUAUUUUUGUAUGUUUGCAGAUGUGGCAGGAUCUUAAACAUUGGGAAUUAAACUUUGUGCACAUUAUUUUAAAAAUCACUUUGUGGGAGUUAAGUAUCAACAAUAAACGUAC